Paecilomyces variotii is the source of this 774-nucleotide messenger RNA. RefSeq names its product cytochrome c. Bases 140 to 478 code for a protein of 112 amino acids. The record is from RefSeq and is a predicted model, not a curated record. Gene Ontology annotation, cellular component: mitochondrial intermembrane space. The transcript is spliced from 5 exons. NCBI's taxonomy places the organism in Eukaryota, Fungi, Ascomycota, Eurotiomycetes, Eurotiales, Thermoascaceae. Gene Ontology annotation, biological process: mitochondrial electron transport, ubiquinol to cytochrome c; mitochondrial electron transport, cytochrome c to oxygen. Gene Ontology annotation, molecular function: heme binding; electron transfer activity.
CCGGCCGCAGAAAAUCUUGCCAUCCUGUCUUUCUCCAUUGAUUUCUGCCUCAAUUGCGAUCCCCCUGUGGAUAUUGUAACUUUCGUGCCGUCUCCUCUCUUGUUGUAUUCUACUCUCACACUCCCCUUCGACUUUCACAAUGGGCAAGGACGCCGGUUUCCAGGAUGGUGACGCCAGCAAGGGUGCCAACCUCUUCAAGACCCGUUGCGCGCAGUGCCACACUGUCGAGGCCGACGGCGCCAACAAGGUCGGCCCCAAGCUCCACGGUCUGUUUGGCCGUAAGACCGGUUCCGUUGAGGGCUACUCCUACACCGACGCCAACAAGCAGGCCGGUGUUGAGUGGAACGAGCAGACUCUGUUCGAGUACCUCGAGAACCCCAAGAAGUACAUCCCCGGUACCAAGAUGGCCUUCGGUGGUCUGAAGAAGAACAAGGACCGCAACGACCUGAUCACCUACCUCCGCGAGGCUACCAAAUAAAUGACCUAAUUUCAUGUUCAUGUCGCCCGCCAUGAUUUUUCUUGUGUGACAACCUCUUUUGAUGACCUUCUGCCGCCGAUUCUCCUGGGCGUUCGGUGGGAAGGCCGUGCGGACCAGACCGGAGAGGGCCUGUAACAUUACUACCAUCCACCAGCUUUUAUUUCCUCUAUUCUUGAAUAGAUCAUGACUUCUGUUGCUGUGCUUCAUUCAGCUGGGCGGUCGGAAAAGGGAUGCGUUAUAGAAGCCAUUUCCACUGCGUUUUUUGCAUUUGCCUAUGUGGUUUGGUUCCCGUGUAU